Molecule: messenger RNA, 516 nt
Organism: Alternaria atra
Lineage: Eukaryota; Fungi; Ascomycota; Dothideomycetes; Pleosporales; Pleosporaceae
Exons: 1
Coding region: 1-516 (171 amino acids)
Source: RefSeq, a predicted model, not a curated record
AUGCUUGGUUCCCUGGGUUCUUCUCUCGAUCUGCGUCUACAUCCUUGGGAUUAUUUGUACAUAAGUGGCCACUCGGAUGCCGAGCUCAUCAACAUUUAUGGCCAAAUUGAUAGAGAACUCAGAAACGGGCGCCCGGGCCUCUUUCUUUCAAACAACUUGCGGAACACGCAGGCCAGAAUUCGGCGUAUACUUGAGCAAAGGGGUAUUUCCACCACAAAUAUGUCCUUGGGCUUUACUUUGGGAAGCGUGAGCACACUCCAGGAUCUAUCGCCAUGUUUCAUCAUCGGACAGCCAAUACAGCAGGGGGUUGUCAACAUUCCAGCCCCACAGCCCAACAUCACCUUUCAGACCAUUCCCGCUCCUCAGCCUGCUGCUCUCCUGCCGACACCUGAACUUCCCAAGCGGAUCAGAGUUCGUGAUCAGUGGGGCAAUAUCGUCGAAGAACACGACGAGACAGAACAGGAGAAAAAUGACAGGGAAUAUGAGGAGUGGAAGGAGAAGUUUGGCGCCAAGUAG